AUGGCGAAAUGGGCGGUCGAGCUCAGCGAGUACGACAUCGAAUACCGUUCUCGCCCAAGUCUGAAGUCACAAGUUCUGGCUGACUUCAUCACCGAACUGUCGCCCGAGCUUGACGAUCCCACUCCCGCGGUGGAGCAAUGGACAAUGUUCGUCGACGGUUCGUCAACAAAUCAAGGAUCCAGGGUCGGACUCAUACUCCGAUCCCCCACCGGAGAAAUCCUCGAGCAGGCGUUAAAGCUCAAUUUCAAAGCAUCGAACAACGAAACCGAGUACGAGGCCGUUCUCGUAGGACUCCGGCUAGCCCAGGGACUUGGAGUCAAACACCUGCAGGUCUUCUGUGACUCCCAACUCGUAGUCAGUCAAUUCAGCGGCGAAUUCGACACCAAAAACAAGCGAAUGGGAGCAUAUCGACAGUUGGUCCGCACGCUAUCCGGCGAAUUUACGUCUUUUUCUCUGACGAAGGUUCCACGGAACGAAAACGCAUCAGCCGACGCCCUCGCAGCUCUGGCGAACCGCUCCGACCCCGAGUUACGGUGUACCAUUCCCAUUGAAUGCAUCGAGGCUCCCAGCAUUGAUCCGGACAGCCAGAUCGCCCUCAUCAACGACGACCCAAUCCCGAUGGAAGUCGACGAGCCGAUAGAAGAUAUGGCGGACAUCGUCAAGCCUCCCGAAGAUUGGCAAACCGAGAUCAAACUUUACAUCUCCGAUGGCACCGUCCCGGCAGACCGAUGGGCAGCUCGACGACUUAAGGCUCGAAGUGCCAGGUACAUCCUGUUGGACGGGGAACUAUUUCGCCGGAGUGCUUCGGGAGUGUUCCUUACCUGUGUUACUCGGGACGAGGCCGAACGUAUCAUGAUGGAAGUGCAUGAAGGCGAGGGUGGCAACCAUUCUGGCGGACGCGCACUUGCUCUCAAAAUCAAAAAGGACGGACACUAUUGGCCUACCAUGAUGGCCGAUUGUGAAACUUUCGCGGCCAAAUGCGAAGCUUGUCAGCGCCAUGGACCCAUGCGACACGUCCCGCCCGAACUAUUAAACACCGUCACUGCUCCGUAUCCAUUUAUGUGCUGGGCCAUGGAUGCCAUAGGACCUUUGCCGGCAUCCAAAUCCAAGAAGUAUGUCCUAGUGCUGACCGUUUACUUCACCAAGUGGGUGGAGGCAGAAUCUUUCACAAGGAUUCAAUCCUUAGACGUGACCAAUUUCAUAUGGAAGAACAUCAUAUGUCGCCACGGACUCCCAUACGAGAUUGUCACCGACAACGGCAAUGGUCAAGCUGAAGCCACGAAUAAGUCGAUCGUCGAUGGGCUCAAAAAACGGCUCGGUCGAAGGAAAGGAGCGUGGGCAGAUCACCUCGAUGGCGUGCGGUGGUCAUACCGCACAACUCCGCGGCGGCGCACGGGACAGUCCCCUUUCUCCCUCGCAUAUGGUCUCGAAGCACUUGCCCCGGCUGAAGCAGGAGUCCUGACACUUCGUCGCACUAUGAUGGUCGAUAAUCCCAAACUUAACAAUGAGAUGCUGAUCGACCACAACGAUCUUGCCGAAGAACUGCGUGACAAAGCUCUAGUUCGGAUGCAACACUACCAAGAUGCAGCGGCUCGAUACUACAAUAAGACUGUUCGUCAGCGGCGUUUUAACGAAGGUGAUCUGGUUCUGCGAGAAGUCUUCGAGAACACCAAGGAAGUAAACGCCGGUAAACUCGGCGCUCGAUGGGAAGGUCCAUACCUCAUAUCUAGAGCAGUUCGUCCGGGUGUUUAUGAACUCGUAACAAUGGCCAGGGAACGAAUCAAAAACUCGAGUUUUCGGGAAUNGAUCUCUGACGGACAAUCGCCAGCACUCAACUUGGGCGGUCUCACUCGUCGUCUCGACUUUUCGGACGCACAAUUCGAGCAGAGGAAUCCUCCCCCUCAAACAACGUCGAGCAUUCGACCGACGAAUCCGAAUUUACGGAUACACGAGAUCUCGGCCGCCCCGGUCACCCGCCUUGCGAACUCCGGACCUUGCUUCGAACUCGAAGAAAUCAAGUCACAGAUUAGCGGCAUGAACACGCUCCUCCAUCGAGCUAUCAGCACGGCCCCCGAGAUCGAUAGGAUUGUCGAAGUAACUCGGCAGUCACCAUUCACUCAACGGAUAGCACGGGCUGCCAUACCGAACGUCAAGCUGAAGCUUCCGAUCUACCAGGGAGACAAAGAUCCGGUCCAGUUCAUGACAUCCUUCAUGGCAACCAUGUCAAAGGCAGGAUUCACCGACGAACAGACGCCGGUUGCUGUCAGCUAUUCGUAG
Molecule: messenger RNA, 2277 nt
Organism: Camelina sativa (false flax)
Lineage: Eukaryota; Viridiplantae; Streptophyta; Magnoliopsida; Brassicales; Brassicaceae
Source: RefSeq, a predicted model, not a curated record